AUGUCUCUCUUAACUUACGCUGAGGAGGUGAGUGUGGAGGAGACACAGAGAGGAGAACAGGCUGAGGAGGUGAGUGUGGAGGAGACACAGAGAGGAGAACAGGCUGAGGAGGUGAGUGUGGAGGAGACACAGAGAGGAGAACAGGCUGAGGAGGUGAGUGUGGAGGAGACACAGAGAGGACAACAGGCUGAGGAGGUGAGUGUGGAGGAGACACAGAGAGGAGAACAGGCUGAGGAGGUGAGUGUGGAGGAGACACAGAGAGGAGAACAGGCUGAGGAGGUGAGUGUGGAGGAGACACAGAGAGGAGAACAGGCUGAGGAGGUGAGUGUGGAGGAGACACAGAGAGGAGAACAGGCUGAGGAGGUGAGUGUGGAGGAGACACAGAGAGGAGAACAGGCUGAGGAGGUGAGUGUGGAGGAGACACAGAGAGGAGAACAGGCUGAGGAGGUGAGUGUGGAGGAGACACAGAGAGGAGGGAAGGAGAAGAGGAGUUUUGCAGCUGGACGGCAGAUCAUGUGGAUUUCCCGCCUCUCGCUGCGUCUUAGUCAUGCCUGUCGCCAUGGAGACCAGCGCUCCAUUGCAACCCUUGUCAGCGGAAACAAGAUUGCCAAACAGGUGAAGCAGAGGCUGGCACUGCAGGUGGACCAGAUCCAGGACCAGUUCUCAGGGAUCAGACCAGGACUUGUGGUUCUGCAGGUUGGGGACAGAGACGACUCAAACCUGUACAUCAGCUCCAAACUGAAGGCAGCAGCAGAGAUUGGGAUCAACGCCAAACACAUCCGUCUCCCCAGCACCACCUGCCAGGAGGAGGUCCUCAGAAGUGUCCUCUCCUUGAACGCAGACACAGAAGUCCACGGUGUGAUCGUCCAGUUGCCUCUGGACUCAGUGGAACCCAUCGACCAGGAGCUGAUCACCAACGCUGUGUCUCCUCUGAAGGACGUGGACGGUCUCUCGUGUGUAAACGCUGGCAGACUCUCUCGUGGUGAGCUCAGGGACUGCUUCCUCCCCUGCACUCCUCAGGGAUGUAUGGAACUGAUCCAGUCCACAGGCGUGUCCAUAGCGGGGAAACGGGCCGUGGUGAUUGGUCGCAGUAAAAUUGUGGGAGCGCCGAUGCAUGACCUGCUGCUGUGGAGCCACGCCACAGUAACUGUGUGUCACUCCAGGACCCAGGACCUGCCAGAGGAGGUGAGCAGGGCUGAUGUUCUGGUGGUGGGCAUGGGUCGAGCUGAGAUGAUCCGAGGAGAAUGGAUCAAAGAAGGAGCUGUGGUCAUCGACUGUGGAAUCAACCACAUCCCAGACGCCUCCAGACCCGGGGGGAAGCGUGUCGUUGGUGACGUCCAUUUUGCCUCAGCCAAUCAGAGAGCAGGAUUCCUCACACCUGUUCCAGGAGGGGUGGGGCCUAUGACGGUCGCCAUGUUGAUGCAGAACACGGUGAUAAGUGCUAAGAGGAUUCUCCAGAACUAA
Molecule: messenger RNA, 1464 nt
Organism: Knipowitschia caucasica
Lineage: Eukaryota; Metazoa; Chordata; Actinopteri; Gobiiformes; Gobiidae
Source: the annotation of a GenBank genome assembly